AUGAAGCUUCAAAUGCUCCAAAUAAGCUUUGGAAAUCUUGGGGCAGAUGCUAGAAAGCAAGAUGAGAUUGUGAAGGAGGUUGUAAAGUGUUUGAAUGAAUUGUAUAAUGAGUAUAAAGGGGUUGGAGGGGGUGUGAGCCAAAUUUAUGAGGAUGAGAUUGAUGAUGAGGUUGCACAAAUUGGUGAUGAUGUUGAUGUCACAUUUCAACUAAUGCAACAACUUGUGCAAAAGAGGGAGGAUGAGCAAUCCGUUGAGAUAUCCAAUGAAGUAGAUAAGUACUUGACGGAUCCUUUUGAGAGCCCCUUGAGCAAACAAUUCAAUCUGUUGAAUUGGUGGAUAGGAAACCAAACAAGAUAUCCUAUUAUUUCACAAGUUGCCAAGGAUAUCUUUGCAAUUCCAAGUUCUACGGUUGCUAGUGAAAAUGCUUUUAGCCUAGGCAAGAGGAUUGUGGAUCCUUUUAGAAGCUCUUUGCAUCCUAAAAUGAUAGAGGCAUUAGUGUGUACUGGUGAUUGGCUUAGAGCGGACGAAUUUUCCUUUUACAAGGAACCAACGGAUGAUGAGGUUGAAUUCAAUAAGGAAAUGGAACAUAUGACAACUUAUAGCAUUGGUGCUCAAACAACACAACAGGGUUCUUCAAAUCCACUCAACACCAACACUUGA
Prunus armeniaca (apricot) is the source of this 660-nucleotide messenger RNA. The record is from the annotation of a GenBank genome assembly. NCBI's taxonomy places the organism in Eukaryota, Viridiplantae, Streptophyta, Magnoliopsida, Rosales, Rosaceae.